AGACACCGGCGCCGGCUGCGGGGGCCCGGGAACCGACCGCCGGGGCGCCGGGGAGCGCGGGAGCCGCCGAGGGGCGGUCGCAGCCGGGAGGCGAGGACGCGUCUGGGCUGCCUCGCCCGUUAUCUCCUGUGAUCCCGUGGAACUGUACGAGUCUCUGAGCAUUAACCUACAGAUGCUUCUGUCAUAUUACUAUCCCUUCGGCUUUGGAAUCUGUUAAGGUAUUUUGUGAGGCCAUAAUAGAAGUGUCUUGAAAUCCGAGGAUUCUACCCAGAUAAUAUGAUAGGUACUCUGAGUGAUUUGGGGCCGUAUCCUACUUAGACUAAUGUGAGACAUCCAGACCUCCUGGGGACUUCUUACCGUGCAGUCCUCUGCUCACUAGUUGGCACAUGUCAUAAUGCCAUCUCUGCCUCAGGAAGGAGUUAUUCAAGGAACCUCUCCCUUGGAACUGAACACAGAAUUAGCUUAUCAAAGCAGCAUGAAAAGGAAAGCCAGAAAGAAGAAAAAGAAGGGGAUCAUUACAGCAAAUGUUUCUGGGACAAAGUUUGAAAUUGUUCGUUUAGUCAUCGAUGAAAUGGGUUUUAUGAAAACUCCUGAUGAGGAUGAAACAAGUAACCUCAUAUGGUGUGACUCUGCUGUUCAGCAGGAGAAGAUUUCAGAGCUGCAAAAUUACCAGAGGAUCAACCAUUUUCCAGGAAUGGGGGAGAUCUGUAGGAAGGAUUUCUUAGCAAGAAAUAUGACCAAAAUGAUCAAGACUAGACCUCUGGAUUAUACUUUUAUUCCUCGAACAUGGAUUUUCCCUGCUGAAUACACUCAAUUCCAGAAUUAUGUGAAAGAACUGAAGAAAAAACGGAAACAGAAAACUUUUAUAGUAAAACCAGCUAAUGGUGCAAUGGGUCACGGGAUUUCUUUGAUAAGAAAUGGUGACAAACUUCCAUCUCAGGAUCAUUUAAUUGUCCAAGAAUAUAUUGAAAAGCCUUUCCUCAUGGAGGGUUACAAGUUUGAUUUACGAAUUUAUAUUCUGGUAACAUCAUGUGAUCCACUGAAAGUCUUUCUCUAUCAUGAUGGACUUGUGCGAAUGGGAACAGAGAAGUACAUCCCACCAAAUGAGUCCAAUUUGACCCAGUUAUACAUGCAUCUGACAAACUACUCCGUGAAUAAGCAUAAUGAGCAUUUUGAGCGAGAUGAAACAGAAGACAAAGGCAGCAAACGUUCCAUCAAAUGGUUUACAGAAUUCCUACAAGCAAAUCAACAUGAUGUUACUAAAUUUUGGAGUGAUAUUUCAGAAUUGGUGGUAAAGACUCUGAUUGUGGCAGAACCUCACGUCCUGCAUGCAUAUCGAAUGUGCAGACCUGGCCAGCCUCCAGGAAGCGAAAGCGUCUGCUUUGAAGUGCUGGGAUUUGAUAUUUUGCUGGAUAGAAAACUAAAGCCAUGGCUUCUGGAGAUUAACAGAGCCCCAAGUUUUGGAACUGAUCAGAAAAUAGACUACGAUGUCAAAAGAGGAGUGUUGCUCAAUGCACUGAAACUGCUGAACAUCAGGACCAGUGAUAAAAGGAGAAACUUGGCCAAGCAAAAAGCUGAGGCUCAAAAGAGGCUAUAUGGUCAGAACUCAAUAAGAAAGCCCUUACCUGGUUCUUCUGACUGGGAGUAUCAGAGACACCAGUUGGAGAGGCGGAAAGAAGAAUUGAAAGAGAGACUCGCUCAAGUACGAAAGCAGGUCUCCCGAGAAGAACAUGAAAAUCGACACAUGGGGAAUUACAGACGAAUUUAUCCUCCUGAAGAUAAAACAUUACUUGAAAAGUAUGAAAAUUUGUUAGCUGUUGCCUUUCAGACCUUUCUUUCAGGAAGAGCAGCUUCAUUCCAACGAGAGCUAAAUAAUCCUUUGAAAAAGAUGAAGGAGGAAGAUAUUCUGGAUCUUCUCGAGCAGUGUGAAAUUGAUGAUGAAAAGUUGACGGGAAGAGCGAUUAGGCCUCGAGGACCAAAGCCCUUGUGUUCAAUGCCAGAGAGCACUGAGAUCAUGAAAAGACAGAAGUACUGUAGCAGUGACAGCAGUUAUGACAGCAGCAACAGCUUUUCAGAAUCAGAUGAGAAUGAAAAAGAAGAGUAUCAAGAAAAGAAAAGAGAAAACCAAGUUUCGUACAGUUUUAAGCUCUCUAACCACUGCAGAUUAAUUCAACAAUCCAGUACCAUGAGGCGUUCAGUCAGCUGCCCUCGGUCCAUCUCUACUCACUCAUCUUCCAGUGGGGAUACUCGCCCCCUUUCUGCUCAACAGGUGGUAUCAAUGUCACGACCAACUUCAGCAUCUCGGUCGCAUUCCUUAAGCCGUGCUUCUUCCUAUGUGAGACCUCUGCCUCACAGUAGUGACAUGGUGUCUACCAGUUCACAGUCGAGUGAGUCUUUGCGGCAACUGAAAACGAAAGAACAAGAAGAUGAUCUAACAAGUCAGACCUUAUUUGUUCUCAAGGACAUGAAGAUCCGGUUUCCAGGAAAGUCAGAUGCAGAAUCAGAACUUCUAAUAGAAGAUAUCAUCGAUAACUGGAAGCAUCAUAAAACAAAAGUGGCUUCCUACUGGCUCAUAAAAUUGGACUCUGGAAAACAACGGAAGGUUUUGGACAUAGUAAAAUCAAGUGUCCGUACAGUUCUUCCUCGCAUCUGGAAGGUACCUGAUGUUGAGGAAGUAAGUUUAUAUCGGAUUUUCAACCGAGUUUUUAAUCGCUUACUCUGGAGUCAUGGCCAAGGACUGUGGAGCUGUUUCUGUGAUUCAGGAUCCUCUUGGGAGAGCAUAUUCAGUAAAAGCCCUGAGGUGGUGACUCCUUUACAGCUCCAAUGUUGUCAGCGCCUGGUGGAGCUUUGCAAACAGUGCCUGCUAGUGGUUUACAAAUACACGAUGGACACAAGAGGAUCACUGUCAGGCUUUGGUCUUGACUGGGGAAGUUCCAGGUAUUUGCUACCAGGAAGUACCCAAUACUUCAUGAGAACACCAAGCUGCCACAUGAGAUACAGUUCAUCUGGAAUGACUCGCUCCAAUGCGUUGUUUACACCUCGAUAUGGCCAUUUUUUAAACUGAAAGGAAGAUUGCCAUGAGAUAGGCAUAAUAGCAAUUCAUUUAUUUUCUUAAGUUGAACAUGCAAAGGAAGUUACCAUUAAGUGCUGUUUUAUGUAUAUAUGACAUAUAUGGGUGUAAAAAUGCAAACAUACAUGCACUCCAAUAACAUAUAUUUAUUAUAAUAUAUGAAAGAAGAAUUAGCAGGAAACUUAGUAUAUAAAGUCUAACCUUUCUGGAAAUGUAAUAAACCAUGUUGAAAAUUGUUUACACAAAUAUGUGAAUGUCUAGAAUUUGCUAGGUUUAUAAUUAAUCCCUUCCUACUAGAAAUGUUAUUUUUGCUGCAGAGUAUAUGAAAUAGAAUUGAUCUUUAAGAUCCAGUUACAGCACUAAUGUAUUUUCUAGGUAACAUUACUUUUGACUUGAAAAACAAUUGGUAGUAUAAUAUCUUAUUAGUUCUCUUACUUAUAGUCUCCAUUUAAAAUGAAACACAAAAGAUUUAGACGAUUUAGAAGCUUGGUGUUGCUUGGUGGUAAUAUUAAGUAUAAAAUGGGUUUAUCAUUAUUAUACCACACUGUAAAGUACUAGAUGAUAUCCCAAACUGAUACUCCAAAAUUUUCUUGUGGAAAUUUAGCUACUCAUAAUAAUGUAUGUUUUCAGUGAGCAUCUUAUAUUUAUCUCAAAUGGAAGACAAUCUAAAUGGUUAAAAACAAUGUGUAAAAAUAGCUUUUAUUUUUACUUAUCAUAGCAAGUUAAACCAAGCAACAGAAAACGAUGGCAAUGACAGAAUCUUUCUAUAUGACUUUUGUGUCUCAUACCACUUGUUUUUAUUUGUAAAAUAUCUCUUUCAUAGAUUUAAAUUUCUUAAUGCAAGUUCCAUUGCAAAGUGUAAUAACAGUAGUUUCCCAUUUGAAUGUAGAAAGUAAUCUACAUGCUUGGGGAAUAGCAGGUUACGGCGACCUCAUGUUACUGGCCAUUGAUACAGCCUUGAGUUUGUUUAUUUUAUUUUUUUAUUUUUAUGUCAAAAUAUAGUAUGAGGUUUUCUUCCUGUCUCAUACUUCUUUCCUUUAGCUUCAUAGCAGUUUACUUACUUUUCUUGCUUGCAGUUCCAAAACCAAUGAGUGAGCUCUCAGGUUUUUAGAAAAAUACAGAUAGCACUGUCAUUGAUUGAACUCAGAAAGUACAGAAAGUACAGUAUUUACUUAAACUUCUUUUCCCAGUGGUUUUUCUCCUAGAUGCUAAUCAUUUGCCAUUUUCAUCCAUAUUUACCCCUGUUGAAUAUUCUAAAAGCUCUUUCCAGUAAAUCAAAAUGUGAUCCCAAAGCAGAAAGGGGACUGAGGAGGCGAAAUUAUUCUGGAUUAGGUCAUUGGCUGGAUACUUCUUAACUCCAAGUUGUAAACUAUGUAUGGUUUGCUUUUUAAACCACCUUUUGGAUGUAUUCUGAAGGAAAGAAUACAUUUCUUUCCCAACUUAAUUGUUAAUGAUUUGAUUAUGACUGUUUAACAUCCGCGUUCCAAUGGAGACCUUUCUUCACUGGUGCAACCAACACCAAGUCUGUAGUUGUCUUUGUGAAAGACAGUAAUCUGUCAGGAUGGACGAAAUCAGCGUCAGUUUUAGGGGGCCAUUUUGCACCUUCUUAAAUAUUUUAUAGGUUUCUUAGGAUAAAAAACCUAAAAUGGGACAUUACAAAAUCACGGUAAGAAUGAUCAACAAGUAAGGCAUUUUUCAAAGUAUUUUUAGUUCUUUUUCUCUUAAAUUCACAAUGUGAUCAUGGAGGAUCACAAAUUAGUGCUCCUUCCUAAGAAACACAACUUAGUUUGUUGGCCAUUCAUUUGCUUCAGCCUUAACUCACAAUUGAAACUUCUACCUUUAAUAGUACAAGAAUUAAUUUUUUAGUUAAGAAAAAGACUACUCAAAACUGGGAGAAAUUCUCCCCACAUACAUACAGCUAAGAAAAGAUGUAAAUGUAAAUGUAUGCAACUAUCCAGCUCUUUGAUGAACAAAUUUCAUUUCAGUCUACUUAAGUCAGACCUUAUUUUAAGCAAUAGCAUUCUUUUGUCCACAUUUGCCUAUUUAUACUGGAGUUUGAUAUGAUGAAGUUGUGAAUAAAAGCCAUGUAUUUAUUAUUUAUUUACCAAUACUACGGGUAGGCUGUGGCCUGCAGUGGUUGUAGUGCCAUUCCCUAAUGAACAACUAAGAGAAGACAAAGUAGUGACCCAUGGGAGUCUCCAAAGGCCGUAGAAAUGUUUUGGAGAUAUAAAACAUUCCUUAUAGGGUUAAAACAUUUCAGCAUAAAUGAUAGAACAAGUCUCUGUCUUCUAGGAGAGAAAGAGCUUGAUUUGAUAGCUACUUAAUUUGACUAGAGGUUUUUUUUGAAGGGAAUUUGGUUUACUUGCAAUGAAAACCUAUAUUUUGUUAUGCA
Molecule: messenger RNA, 5462 nt
Organism: Dipodomys spectabilis (banner-tailed kangaroo rat)
Lineage: Eukaryota; Metazoa; Chordata; Mammalia; Rodentia; Heteromyidae
Gene: Ttll7
Product: tubulin tyrosine ligase like 7
Exons: 22
Coding region: 395-3064 (889 amino acids)
Biological process (GO): microtubule cytoskeleton organization; protein polyglutamylation
Cellular component (GO): cilium
Molecular function (GO): tubulin binding; tubulin-glutamic acid ligase activity
Source: RefSeq, a predicted model, not a curated record